GGGCCCAUUCUGAUGUGAGGACAGCAGCCCUCAGGCCUUUAGAGCCAAGAGGCCUUAGACUCAGCAAUCAACUGGGCUGGUUUCCUACCUCUGCAAGCAGUGAAGGACCCUAAGGCCCACAGAAGGGAUUGCCCACCAUCCCUUGGGAGAGGGUACGCAGCAGAAUGAGGACUGUAGUCCAGCCCUUGGUGAGAAGCCAGCUCUCAGGAAGGUCACUGGGGCAGCCCAGGGACCCCCAGGAGGUCAGACGUGAACCCCGCUUCGUAGAACCUGUCUGCCCACAAGAAAGUAGUGGGGGGUGGAUGCUGCUUUGGCCACGAUGGGAAGGCGGAAGGGUGAACGGGACUGAUUCUUGGGCAUCUGCUGGGGAAGUAAGAGUUGCCACGAGAUCUGGAGGGGCAGGUAGGAGUAUUGUUGGGACUUUACAUCCUUUGGGGCCAUUUGGAGAUGGGGCUAGAGAACUGGAGACCCAGGGGUGGCUGCAAGGCUGGCCACUAAUGCUGCUCCCUCGCUUGUCUGCUCAUUCACACUUGCAACAGAUACUGAUUGAGUGCCUACUCUGUGCUACGCCCUGUCCUAAGCCUUCGGGAUAACAUCAGUAAACAAAACAGCCCGAGAUCCCAGCCCAGACAACAAGUUAAUUACACAGCGCAUCAGACAGUGAUGAGUGCAGUGAAAGAAAGGAAAGGUAGAUCCAGGAAAGGGGCACCAGGAAUGCCAGGCAAAUGAUGUUUGAGUCCAGGCUAGACCAGGCCAACAGGGAGAAGGGACAGCCGAUGCCCAAGGCCUGGAGCCAGGAACCCUUCUGAAGAAGAGAAGGAGGCCAGAGUGGCUGGGACGGAGGUCAAAAGAACAUGGGACUGUACUGUGAAGGCUUCUAGAGCCUAGGAAGGACUUUGGUUUUGACUCUGAGCAGGAUGGGACCCGUGCAGGGUGUGGAGCAGAGGACAGACACGGCCUGACUUCAAUUUCACCUGCAUAGCUCUGGCUGCGAGGUGGAGAACAGACUGGAAGGGGGCAGGGGUGGAGGCAGGGAGGCCAGGCAGGGAUCCAAGCGGAGGUGAUGGUGGCUUCGGGCCUGGGUAGUAGCAGUGGAGGAGGUGUGGAGGGGUGGGGUGUGGGAUGUGUUUUGAAGGCAAUACCAACCCAACACAGUUUCCUUAUGGAGUGUUAUUGAGGUAUGAGGGAAAGGGAGGGAUCAAGGAGGACUCCAAAGGUUGGGACCCACAUUUGGUGCCUUCACAGAUCUCUGUGGGCCAUGGCACCUGAGCACUGGAUCUCUGUGCCCUUGAAAGAAGACCCCGCCCCCGCCCCACUACCCGGCAUACCUAAGAAUAGAAUCUGACAGAAUAUUCUGUGGCUGUCGAUGGAAACAACACGUUACAUCAGAACCCCUGUGCGCUCUGUUAAUGUCGGAGGCUCAUCGUGUUCAGCAAGCUCAGCGCUUUCUGCGUGCACCCAUGGGUCUGCCCUGAUGCCCUGCCUCUGCCCCCGAGGCUGCGGGACUGCCGCUGCGCUCCCGUGCCCCACUGCAAGGGAAUCAUUCAAGUGUAACAGAGAAAGUCAGAAACAUAGCCCUGGAUGAGGUCGUGAUCCUGCACGUGAACACCACCGCCCCAGAAACCCCCUCUAGUGACCUCUGGAGACUCCCAAAGGACGCGGGAGAAAAGCGCCUCGGGAAGCACGCGCCUUGCCACAGACCACAGGGCUGGUGGGGGCAGAGCUGAGACCGGACGACACCACAGCCCAUGCUGCCUCUGCUCAUGUACAUCGGCCCCCCUGAGGCAGAGAGAGAGGGCAGAAGCAGAAAAGAUAAAAGUACCAGACAGCACAAUAAACUUCAUAUAUUGAAAACAAAGAAAAAAGUACCAGACAGGUGUGAGAAACACAAGGCACGAACGGUCACCUAGUUUCUCAAAAGAUGCAACACAAUUUUUAAGUGAUGUGAAAUACCGUUUUCAAAACAACACGGAGGAGUGUAUUUAACCGCACUCAGCUCGUAAAGAGCCGAUGGGCGAGUGGAAUAAUGGUGCACGCUGUAGCAUGUUGAAUGUAUUGGCAACAGAGAAGCUUGGUCGAAGGAAGCCGAGAGCGAGAGAGAGGGAUUCAGGUCCCUGCCUUGUCAGUUUGGGUUAUUGUCCAAAGAGAAAUGGGCAGUCAUAACCCUUGAGCUGAGACACACACCAGCCUUUACACGCUUGAAACCCCCAGCUUUCCCCCUGGAAAGGAGGGAUGGAGAAGAGAAGGCCAAGCCAGGGAAGCUGUUUCCGACUCACACGAGGGAGCUGGGGAGCCAUAGACAACCCUGGGAGGAGGCAGGGCUUCAGGCCCAAGAGUCACUCCUCUCCUCCCACGCCGUCUGUCUGCCCCCUGGUGGCCAUGCCCCAUCUCUGCAGGCCUGGCUGCCUGUCCCGAGUGGGCGACAGCCUGGCGUGAGGUGCUGUGGGGAUAGAGGGGGUUGGGGCCUGCUGGGCCGGGUAAGCAGGGCCUUGCCCUCAACAGGCUCGUUAAAGCCGGAGGCAGCCCUGGAGGCUGGGGCCCGGCUGCCCUGCCUGGUCACCGCGGGAGGCUGCGAGGCCGUCGUUGGCCGGCAGGGGGUCAGGCCACCUGGGCCAUCACCCCUGCCCUGAGAUUUCACACGGUGCGCCCUCCUCCGCCGUCGAGGCCACCCGAGUUGGCUCCCUCCCUUCUCCCGGUGCCGAGGUCUGGGCACCGGGCCACUGCUCACCCUAUGGGCAGAGUUAAACAUUAGUGGCGGGUUAUCAGGAAGAUCAGGGGGAGGGAGACCAGGAACCUGCCCUCACCAGUGUCUCUGCUGGAGCCACCAGUUUCCGCCCCAGCCGGAAAAUGCCCGUGGAGGAGUUUGUGGCCGGCUGGAUCUCUGGAGCUCUGGGUUUGGUCCUGGGACACCCUUUUGACACUGUAAAGGUGCGGCUACAGACCCAGACCACAUACCGGGGCAUCAUCGAUUGUAUGGUGAAGACUUACCGCCAUGAGUCGCUCCUGGGCUUUUUCAAGGGAAUGAGCUUCCCCAUUGCGAGCAUAGCCAUGGUCAACUCCGUCCUGUUCGGGGUCUACAGCAACACCCUGCUGGCGCUCACGGCAACCGCUCACCAGGAACGGCGGGCCCAGCCACCCAGCUACAUACACGUCUUCAUAGCUGGCUGCACCGGAGGGUUCGUGCAGGUCUACUGCUUGGCCCCUUUUGACCUCAUCAAAGUCCGGCUACAAAACCAGACGGAGCCAAGGGCGCGGCCUCCGGGCAGCCCCCCGCCCCGGUACCGGGGGCCUGUGCACUGUGCGGUCUCCAUCUUCCAGGAGGAGGGGCCCCGGGGGCUGUUCCGGGGAGCCUGGGCCCUGACGCUGAGGGACACCCCCACACUGGGGAUCUAUUUUGUCACCUAUGAGUGGCUCUGCCGCCAGUCGACGCGGGACGGCCAGGACCCCAGCCCAGCCACGGUGCUGGUGGCAGGGGGCUUCGCAGGCAUCGCCUCCUGGGCCGUAGCCACGCCCUUGGAUGUGAUCAAGUCUCGGCUACAGAUGGCGGGGCUGAAGCGCAGGGCGUACCGGGGGGUGCUGGACUGCAUGGUAAGCAGCGCCCGGCAGGAAGGUCUGGGGGUCUUCUUCCGGGGGCUGACGAUCAACAGCGCCCGUGCCUUUCCUGUCAACGCCGUCACCUUCCUCAGCUAUGAAUACCUCCUCCGCUCGUGGGGGUGAGUCCAGGCAGGUCAGGCCGGCCGCUCCCCAGCGAGGCCACCGCCCACCUGCCCAGCUGGGAGGCCGAGGUGAAAGCACCGGCUCGCGAUCUGAUUCGAGAGGCCCAGCCCUUCCCAAGGGUGAGCGGCAGUGGGGGGGCAGGAGGCCCCGGGCCCUGGGCUCCGGAACACAGGCCGACUUCAGCCCCCCAGCAGGGCUCGCCUUGAGUCUGUGAAGUCCACUCCCCGCCCCGUGGUGCUGGUGACCUUCUGGCCCCCGGCCUGGGGCUUCACCCCUUAAAGAGCUCUUAGAGGCUGCGCCCCUGGGCGCUAACCAGCCACCCCCUGGAUUCCAGCAACUCGUCCUCACGGGCCCUCCUCACCUCCUUUCAAACUGCUCCCCGCGUGACCCCCCUGGAGAGCAGCCUUCUGUCCCCUGCUGGUCCAGGGUCCUUCAGUGGCUUCCUUUCUGGUCUGGGGGAGAGCCCUCCCCCCCCCCCCCACCUCCUGGGCCCUCCCUGUCCACUAGCUUUCUUCUCCCUGGGGGCUUCCACAGCCCAGCCCCGCACUUGGAGAACAAGCUGUGCUGUUAUUGGCCUUGGCCUGGAAGGCUUAUUCCCUUGUGGCCAGGAGCAAACAGUUCCCGAGGGGUGGCUAAGCCCACUCCGGGCCCAGGCCGAGCACUGUCUCUUGGAGUCUUUCCUUGCCUCCCCCUUGCCUCUUGACUGGCUGGGGGUUUUCAUACCACUCCCAACCCCCCACCUCCUGGUCCCCACCCCCACCUCGUCCCCUGAUCUCUUCCACAUCCCCCACAGGCCUGGAUCACCGCCCUCCCUCCCCUGUGCUUUGUCGUGGUUGUUGAUUUGCUUCUCAGCCUAACCCCGUUACACAGGGAGCUCCUUGAGGUCAGGGGCCAGACUUCUGAUCGGUCCCCCAACUCCAACCACCACACCCACUUCCUUGGUGCUUCACCCCCACCUUUCUACCGGGAGUUUUUGCCUGCCUGGCCCCUCUUGGGGUCGUCUCCAGGGGACCGGUGCCAGAAGUCGGGGACCACCUCCCCCAGGAGUGCUGGCCUGGCCACUCUCACGGACGGUGUUUGUUUUUCUUACCCGUCUCAGUUGCUAAGUGGGGGUUACAAACUGGCCAAAGAGGGGUUCCUUGAUUGGCAAUGAGGCCGAGGAGAGUUUGUACCCACUAAUGUCCCUGUCUGGUCUGAGGUCAGCCUGGGCCCACCUUCUGGUGACCUGAGUGCCUGGAAUUCUUACCAUUUACUGGGGGCUCCCAAUGAGAACCAUUACAAUAGGGGCACCUGGCUGGCUCUGUCAGUGGAGCACGUGGCUCUCCAUCUUGGAGUUGUGAGUUUGAGCCCCCCGUUGUGCAGAGAUUGCUUUUAAAAAACAAAAUAAAAUCUUAAGACAAAACAUCA
Molecule: messenger RNA, 5124 nt
Organism: Neofelis nebulosa (Clouded leopard)
Lineage: Eukaryota; Metazoa; Chordata; Mammalia; Carnivora; Felidae
Gene: SLC25A45
Product: solute carrier family 25 member 45
Exons: 6
Coding region: 2848-3717 (289 amino acids)
Biological process (GO): transmembrane transport
Cellular component (GO): mitochondrion
Molecular function (GO): transmembrane transporter activity
Source: RefSeq, a predicted model, not a curated record